CACUAUGACAUUAUUGUUUAUGUUUAUCAAGUGUUAUUAUAAUAAAAAUAGAUACAAAAAAAAAGUAAUUACUAUUUAAAGAGUUCGGUUUCAGUCUACCAUUUCUGGUUUUAGAACUAAUAAAGAAAGUGAUACUCACAUGCCAAUUACAGCGUCUCUCGUCAAACUGGGAUACACAUCUUCAAUCGUCUGACAGGAAGAAUUAAUAGAACUUGUCGAUUUAUCAUCAUCUGAAAAAGAAAAUCCGAAGUCUAUGAGGGGUUACAAGUCAUACAACACCAAUGAACUUACAACAAAAUCUGAUAGAACAUUUUCUGUAACUUCCGUUAGUACCGCUACUGGUACUGAAGAUGAUAAUAUUGUUAACAUAUUUUCUGUAAAUCCAAAAACAUUUUCUAGAAGGCCGAGUAGCUCCGAUCAGCGAACUAUCUCAGAAAUAUCUGACGAUGUAUUUUUAGUAAAACCAGAAUCAAAACAAUCUACAGGACCUAACAAAUUCAAAAGAAAUUAUAAAGAAAAAAUUUCAGAGCAUUUGAAAAAAAUUAAAGAAAAGGCGAUCAAUACAUCUGAUUUGGCAAAAAGCAGGUUACCAAUUGAAAGGGUGAGAAAAGAAAGCGAACAUUUAGAUGCAGAAAUUGAUAAUGUGAGAAGUAAAUUGAAAGAAAGGGAGGUUGAUAGAAGCAUUGAUGACUUUUUUAAUUUUGUUGAUGAGAAAAAAGAGGACCAAAGUAGUACAAACGAAAUCGAAGAGAAAUUAUCUUAUGUUUUACCGGAGAAACUUGACUUUAGCAUAAGAUUGGCGGAAAAUGAAUGUUUUUUAUAUGUUAAUAGCAGAAAACCUGUAAAUGUAAGUGAAAAAAUAGGCACAGCAGAAUCGACAUGUGAUGAUGUCCCUCGAAUUUCAAAAUCUUACAAAAAUAUAUUAGAACAGCGAUUUUCUUCACUAGACGAUAGGAGAUGGUUCGACACAGAAGGAAAUCUUAAUUUUCUAGGAAACCCUUUAUCUUCUAUUUCUCUUCGACCCUCAAAUUACCAAUUAAACGAACCACACCUAACUGAUUACGUUCUAUCAUCUACGGAUCUGCAUACGGAAUUAACAGAACUUGUAGUUGUAACGGAAAAUAUUUUAAACGUGUACUUAUCCCAUUUAAAAUUUCAUCACCAUCCGCUGUUUAGUGCGGAAAAUGUUUUUGCUGAAAAACUGAAGUUCGCCUAUGAUGAGUAUAAGUCGAUGCAAAAAGAAAAUUUAAUACAAAAUCUUAAGACUCAUCUAGAAGAACUACGGAGAAGAAGAUACGAACAUGGUGACUCCACUAAUCUUGGUAACGAGAUCAAAAAAAUAAGAACUAAGUACUUUAAAGAAAGCAGACGAUACAAAGAAACUAUAUUAACUAUUCUCGAAGCAUGGAAACACGUUAAAAAAAUACGUUGUCAACAAAAAUACUCAAACACAGAUGUCAAAUUGUUAAUUAGAAAAGAAAAAACCAAUUACACGUUUGAAAGUGAAGAAUAUAAAAGAAUGUUUGAAUACAGUUUUGAGGAGAUGCUAAAUGAACAAAGACAUGAGGAAAUUGUUAUCAGUGAAGAUAGUAUUGAAGAAAAAAGUGAAAAUACAACAUCUACGACUACUUUUUCAAAGAAUGCAGAUAUCCAGAAGACCCAGAUCAGAAAUCAGUUACGAAAAAUUUUCAGAUCUUCUUUGAGAGCACCAGGAGAACCAAACGUCCUUAUAGCUCUGACUGCAACCAAUGAAAUUACAGAAAAUACUAAUUUUGACAAAGAAACUGCUAGAAGAAACAUAUUGUUUUCCACUAAAUUUUACCUUAAAAUUUUAUGCAAUGACAUAGAAGCGUGCAAAACCAAAUUUUUGAGUUUAAGCAAAGAUUUCAAAUUGGAAAUAGAAGAAAUUUUUUCGUUGCAACUUACUAAUGUGCCAAAAUAUUUGACUAUUGAAUUAUACGAGCAACCAAAAUCUUUGUUAAGAAAGAAAUUGUGUGAUAUAAAUAUUGAGGUGCCUGUUGGAAAAAGUCCAAUGCAAAUGUGUAAAUCAAAUUUUGAAAGAAGUGAUAUUGUUCAUUACAAACACGAAGGCGUAGGCAGUGGUUUGGACCUAAAUUUCUUGAUAGAUUCUUACGAUAUUAAACUAAUAAAUAUUAAAAAUUACGACUUGAAAACAUCCGGAUAUCUUCAACACGGUUUAGAAUGGGAAAACGAAGAUGUUAAAGAAAUAUCUGAUAAUUUACAGUCAAAAAUACAAGAAUUAGAUGGAAUAAUGAAUAAACAUUUUGUUCUAAAUAUUGAAAAGUACAACAAGUUUGUAGACGAAAUACCGAAAAUUGAUGUUAGUUCGCAAAGCGAAGAAAUUCAAGGAAAAUCUGAUAGUAACUUUUUUAGAUUAACUCCUCAAAAAAUUUUCAAUUUUUGUCACAUUUCUGAAAUAGAAGAAAAUAUUAGGCUCAAAAUUUUGCAACUUAGAAAUCAAAAGGAAAUAGAAUUUGAUGGAAUGUUGGUUCCAAAUAGAAUUAAGGAAUUUCCAAUGAAUGUUUUAUCUCAAUACAUUAGAAGAAAAUCUGGGGAAAGGCAAGAUGUUAACUACGAGGCAGCUGAUGAUUUUAAAAGUCAAUAUUAUUUCGGAAAAAAAUAUUUGCAGCAGGUUCACUUAAAAGUUUUCCAACUUUGUAAAAACACAGAAAAUAAUUUGGACUACGAAAGUGUUGUUAACGAAAAAUAUUUCAUAUAUUUUCAUCUCAUGAUAAAAACGCUUGUCCGUAAUUUUUUUAACUGGUUCAGAUGGAAACCAAAAAUUAGCAAACCUCUUCCAGUACUGCGGAAGGAAGAUUGUGACGACAAUGCACAAAUUGAUAAAACUAAUCUAUACCUCACAGUGAAAGUAUUAAGUGCCAAAAACAUUCCAAACAGAAAAAAAGAGACUUUUAACGAAUAUGGAAAUACUGUAAAUGAAGUUUGUCCUUUUGUAGAAGUUAACUACAAAAAUAUUUUUGCCAGAACGAAUACUAGCGUUGGGAUAAAUCCUAUGUGGAAUGAAAAUCUGGUGAUACCUUUAGAAAAUAGUCAUAUGGAUUAUUUGAACCCGAAUUCAUUGGAAGGUGUGAUAACAGUAAAUUUAUUUGAUGAAAGUGACAUUGAAAUAAGCAAAAUAAGCAAAAAAUGUAUAAACUGGCUAGGAGGAGUUGACAUUUUGUUGUCUGCGGUUUGCUGUUCGGAUAAGAUGAGUGGAUAUUUUCAAAUUAAAAUACCGUAUGUGCUCCUGGAUUAUGAAACACAGGGCGAUAAGUUACAUAAGCCUCCAAAAACUUCGACAGAAAAAGUUAUUCAUACCUAUUUAGAAAUGGAAAUCUUUAUAGAACCUUUGGUGCCAAAACUUAACCCUAAUAUGGUAGAACUUCCUUGUGGUGACCUGCCAUACAUCCAAGAACACAUUUUAAAAUGGAACGGAAUUUUCAACGCUAGUUACCCUCACCGAAAAUUUAAUGCAUUAGUAUUGGAUACUAACGGAAAAACCACUUGUGUUACACGUUUUAUAAAACCAUUAGAACCACCACAGAUAAACACCGAAGAGUUUGAUGUGAGCAUUGAACAGUGUUGUCGAUACGUGUCAUUGAUACCGUUUACUGGAUCCAACCAUUUUUAUAACAAUAUUUGGUUAUCUACUGAUCAAUUGAUAAACUUUAUGUUAGGAUCAAUAAUAGACCACGCUGUAGCUUUAACAUGCUAUUUGACUGCUCUGAAGUUAGACGUUUGGCUGCUGUUGGGUUAUGGGAUACCGCAUGGUAACACUGCAUACGUUUUACUACCGGAAUAUACUGGAGAAACUCCAUUCCCUACGUAUUACAUAAUUGACAUCGUAUUUAAUGAAAAAUAUAGUGUCAUGGACGAAAAUUGUCCUUUGCAGAAGAUAUUUUGCGUCAUUAACUCUAAAAAUGUAUGGGCCAACAUUCAAAAAACCGAUAACGUAACCUUUACACGAUACGAUUUCAGCAGAAGCGCUGAUUGGUUACCACUUUUUGACCACAAUUUUCCUGCCCCUACGAAUUUUGUUGGAAAUAAAGUUACGUACAGAUUGAAAGAAGAUACGGAAUUGCUUGAAAUGAAUUUAGAAAAACACCUGAAGAGACAAAUAUCAAAAUUGAGGCUUCUGGAUAGAACGAUCUGGAAUAGUGGGGUAUCUAGCGUUUUGGUGAAUGUUCUUAAGACAUUUGAAUUGAACUGUAUGUAUAAUAGAAGCCAUCAUGAGACUGUAACUGAGUUAAGCCAUGAUAUUUCACAAUAUAUAAUAUCUGGAUUUGCAAUAAACACACAUUUUACAAGUUUCUCGAACCUGGUAAAAAAAAUCAAACGGCUUGGCAUACACAUACAGAAAGAGAAGGACGCAGAAUUUUCUCUAGCAGUUUACAUUCACUCCUACCCUGGACGAUUGUUUUCAGUGUGGAUAUUUUUAGUUAACAUUCGAAACGGCGAUUAAAGUUAAAUUAUUACUGUUUUCAUUGUUUUGAAAUGUGUUUCUGUUUGAUUGUAAGAAAUAAAAUAAAUUAGAAUUGGUGUUUAA
Messenger RNA from Psylliodes chrysocephalus, 4567 nucleotides. Lineage: Eukaryota; Metazoa; Arthropoda; Insecta; Coleoptera; Chrysomelidae. The record is from the annotation of a GenBank genome assembly.